Messenger RNA from Juglans microcarpa x Juglans regia, 759 nucleotides. Its product is annotated as cyclic nucleotide-gated ion channel 1-like. Lineage: Eukaryota; Viridiplantae; Streptophyta; Magnoliopsida; Fagales; Juglandaceae. The transcript has 2 exons. Bases 1 to 759 code for a protein of 252 amino acids. The record is from RefSeq and is a predicted model, not a curated record.
AUGCAGUGUGAGGCAUCUAACGAGUUGGAGGAGAUUUAUAAGCGGUCGAAGAAAUCUAAGCAGCAUAAUAAGAUCAUCAUGUCUAAGCGGUUGGAGACAUCUAAGCAGUACUACUUGACAUAUAUGGACGAGGAGGAUAAGGCCGCAAACAUCAAGAGAACUAAAUCACAUAGCAUCGAGUCUUGGAUAAGCACAAUCGGACUCUCUGACCAGUUAAAAGAGAUUAUCAUGAGCUAUGUGACACUAAUAUUGGAAGAUCAAAACAAACAUAUUGAUACGGAAAACCCAUUCUCUCAUCUUCCCACAACACUUAGAAGAUUGAUUAAGCUCCAUCUCUGCUUACCCCUGCUAAGGAGAGUGCCCUGCAUAUUCAAAAACGAAAGUGAAGAAUUGUUGUAUGAGAUCACCUGUAAGUUUCUCAAGCAAGUGCACUACAAUCAAAGCAGCUACAUUGUUCGAGAGGGAAAACCAUUGGAUUCACUGAUCUUCGUGGUGAAAGGAAUUGCGUGGACCUAUACAAGUAACCAUGGGAAUAAAACUGAGUGUCUUAAGACAGGUGACCUCUUUGGAAGACAUCUUGUAGACUGGGUGCUGGAAUCCCCCGGACUAUUCGACCUUCCCUUAUCAACAAGGACUCUCAAAUGUCAUACAAAAGUCGAAGCGUUUUGUCUUAUGGCUAGCGACCUCAAGGAUAUGAUGUCUCAAUGCUGGUGGAAAUUUAGCAAGUUCAGACACAUCGCCCAAUCUGAUUCGGAAUAG